UAAUUAGGGGUGGAUUGGGACACAACACAUCUUAAAAGCUUACUUAAUUAGAAUCCUGUCUUAAUCAUCCCCAUUUGUUUAUGCAAUAUCUCCUCAUUUGAUAGUUUUAUAUUAUUUAUCAUCUCAAUAAUUGAUGCCUGGGCUUCAAUGGUUUUGUUCAAUUGGUUAAAGUUUAAUUCGCUGGUAUUAAGCAAAUUAAUCCUCCAAUCAAUGGGUGAUUUAUCUGGGCCAAGGCUGUAUGGCUGCUACAAGUGCCAGACCCAUGUUUGCUGUCAUGAUGAUAUUGUCUCUAAAGCAUUUCAGGCAAGCCGUGGCAGGGGCUUUCUGUUCUCCCAUGCAGUGAACGUGGUUGUAGGGCCUAAGGAGGAUCGGCAUCUGAUCACAGGCCUCCACACGGUUGCUGAUGUACACUGCUGUGAUUGUGGGGAGGUGUUAGGCUGGAAAUAUGUCAAAGCUUAUGAGGAAUUGCAGAAGUACAAAGAAGGAAAAUUUGUUCUUGAAAAAUUUAAGAUUGUUAAGAUCAAUUGGUAGCAUAGAUACUCAGUUUGCGAUGUGGAAUUCGUUUUGAUUGAUUGUUCAUAAGUUCUAAUCAUCGUGUACAAAGAAACUCUUGAUUGUCCAUUUGGAUGGUGGUAUCCUUUUGUCAGACGGUUCGGCAUAUAAUGUUUCAAUCUUUCAGAUUCUCAGUCAGAGUCAUAAGUUCGUUUUAAUGAUUGUAUCAAUGUGAAAAGAUUUUA
Malus domestica (apple) is the source of this 737-nucleotide messenger RNA. RefSeq names its product protein yippee-like At4g27745. NCBI's taxonomy places the organism in Eukaryota, Viridiplantae, Streptophyta, Magnoliopsida, Rosales, Rosaceae. The record is from RefSeq and is a predicted model, not a curated record.